AUGUCCUCCUUUCACCGAUCGACGCACGAGGUCGACAGGACGUGGCACUCCAGGACGCUGGGGUACGAUCGGGGCGGCGUCCUCCUCAGCCACGACGCAAAGCGGCAGGAUCCACCCCCGCUCCCGCCUCCGAGCGCAGUCAGCCUCGCAUUCACGGGCGAGCCGGCACCGCCGGACCCCAAGCUGCUUGGCGGCCACCGAGCGCAGAGCGAGGUUGCGCUUCGGGCGCGCCGACAAGGCAGCGAUAUGGACCUGGCGAUGCACGGCCGCCGCAAGGCUGCGUCGCAGGGGCGCGUGUCGGACCCACUAGCUCUUGCCGUCGCAGAUGUUGCGGCUGCUAGCGCCGCAGGUGUCGUGAGGAGUGGGAUUGGCGGCGGGGAGGGGACGGGCGGCAUCGAGGCGGAGGACGUGGCGAUGCAAGCGGCGUACAGCGAUCUGAUGAGCGCGAUUGACGCCGCGGGAGGCGAGUGCUUGGAGCCGGAAUACGUGUUCAGAUUGCUCGCCAUGCAUCAUCUGAAGCCACACUCGGUCGAGGGUGCAGCCGAGCUCAUCGAUGCGAUACAUGCGCGCGGCUCCAAGCUACCCCCUAUCGAAUUUGCCCGCUGCAUGCGGCCGGCGGCCUGA
This is a messenger RNA of Emiliania huxleyi CCMP1516, 624 nucleotides long. RefSeq lists its product as hypothetical. Lineage: Eukaryota; Haptophyta; Isochrysidales; Noelaerhabdaceae. The record is from RefSeq and is a predicted model, not a curated record. The coding region runs from base 1 to 624 and encodes 207 amino acids. The transcript has 3 exons.